AUGACUGAGACUGACAAAAAGCAAGAACAAGAAAACCACGCGAACUGCGAGGACAAACCCAAACCAUGUUGUGUUUGUAAGCCAGAAAAGGAGGAGCGGGAUACGUGCAUCUUGUUCAAUGGACAAGACUCUGAAAAAUGCAAGGAGUUCAUUGAGAAGUACAAACAGUGCAUGAAGGGCUAUGGUUUUGAAGUUCCAAGUGCGAAUUAA
Molecule: messenger RNA, 210 nt
Organism: Saccharomyces paradoxus
Lineage: Eukaryota; Fungi; Ascomycota; Saccharomycetes; Saccharomycetales; Saccharomycetaceae
Gene: COX17
Product: copper metallochaperone COX17
Exons: 1
Coding region: 1-210 (69 amino acids)
Biological process (GO): mitochondrial respiratory chain complex IV assembly
Cellular component (GO): mitochondrial intermembrane space
Molecular function (GO): copper ion binding; copper chaperone activity
Source: RefSeq, a predicted model, not a curated record